CAGAUACGUUCACAGCAAAGCAUACAAUUGAACAGAAGCGGCAAACGCCUGAGAUAUGUAUGUAAUUGAGUACGCCGGCAAAGCAUGUGUGGUGUUCAUUGAAUUUUGAUCGACAAUCCACAAAGGAACUACUACAAAUUAUAUGAAGAGAAUCACGAAAAUUUUAUUAAGUAUAUGUGCUUAUAAAGGUGAAAAACGAACUUUGUGCUUAUAACUUUUCACUACUCGCUAUCAUCGAUUUUUUCCGAGCUACACAGAGCCAGAGCAGAAUACACAACAUUACAGUAUCGCACAUUGACAAACGCGCAUGCAGAAAAGUGUUUCCAGCGGUGAAAAGUGUUUUAGCGAAUUCACAAAACGGGACAUAUUUGCACCUAGAGACCACUGCUGUCGAAGAACGACAAGUUUAGAAAAAAAAAAAUAGUAGAAAUAGAUUGCUGAGGCAAACAAAUUCAAAAGGCCAACAUUUCGCCGCACAAGAAUACGCCGUCUCAGCGCAAAAUGACGAUUUCUGCAUUUCAGUUGUGUGGCAGUUUGGCCCUUGCGGCUGUGGUCUAUAAAUUCGUGCACACCGUCCUGCCGUGGCUUUACGUGAAUAUCAUUGGGCCGAAGUUCUUUGGGCCAAAACUCGACAUACGUCGCAUGGGUGGCUGGGCUGUGAUCACUGGCGCUACUGAUGGUAUUGGGAAAGCGUAUGCGAAUGCGCUUGCUAAAAAGGGAUUUAACUUGGUAUUGAUCAGUCGUUCGUUGCCCAAGCUAGAAAACGUAGCAAAGAAAAUCGGCGAAGACUUCAAGGUCGAUACCAAAAUCAUCGAUGUCGAUUUCACAAACGGCGUGGAUAUUUAUGACAAAAUCAAAGCAGGCAUUGAAGGUCUCGAUAUUGGUGUGCUCGUCAAUAAUGUUGGCGUUUCAUAUCCCUACCCAGAAUAUUUCUUAGAGAGCUACGAACAAAAUCCCAAAUUCUUACAGGACAUUAUUUCAGUCAAUAUACACUCUGUGACGCACAUGUGUGCCUUGAUUUUGCCGGUUAUGGUGAACAGAAAGAAAGGUGUGAUCAUAAAUGUAUCUUCAACUGCUGCCGUUAUACCAAACCCAUUACUAAGCGUUUAUAGUGGCUCGAAGGCUUUUGUUGACAAAUUUAGCGUGGACUUGCAAACGGAGUACCGUAGUAAAGGCAUCACUGUGCAAUGCGUUCAACCGGGCUUUGUGGCCACCAAUAUGAGCAAGAUGAAAAAGACGAACGCUAUGACCCCAUCGCCCGACACCUAUGUCGCCGCUGCUCUUAAUAUUUUGGGAUAUACUACCAAAACUGCAGCCUAUUUGCCACAUACAUUUCUACAGGUGGCUUUGAAAGCCAUGAACGAUAUUAUCUGUGAACCCUUCACUACGGACUUUGUCUUCAAACAAUUGUUGAAUAUUCGCAAGCGCGCCUUGCGUAAUAUGAAGCAGAAUAAAUAGAGGGGAAUAUAUAAUAUGUAGAGGGAUAUAUGUAUGCUUGGAAAUUUUUUAGUGAAUUAUAACGUAUGUACAAUUAUAUCAAUACGAUGUGUCAAUGCCACGCGUAAUAAAAAACCUUAUCUGAUCAUCAUUUUCAUUCA
Messenger RNA from Anastrepha obliqua, 1598 nucleotides. RefSeq names its product very-long-chain 3-oxoacyl-CoA reductase (gene spidey). Bases 502 to 1458 code for a protein of 318 amino acids. Gene Ontology annotation, molecular function: oxidoreductase activity. Gene Ontology annotation, cellular component: endoplasmic reticulum. Lineage: Eukaryota; Metazoa; Arthropoda; Insecta; Diptera; Tephritidae. The record is from RefSeq and is a predicted model, not a curated record. The transcript has 5 exons.